Molecule: messenger RNA, 470 nt
Organism: Lycium barbarum (goji berry)
Lineage: Eukaryota; Viridiplantae; Streptophyta; Magnoliopsida; Solanales; Solanaceae
Product: protein transport protein Sec61 subunit gamma-1
Exons: 3
Coding region: 68-277 (69 amino acids)
Biological process (GO): post-translational protein targeting to membrane, translocation; protein targeting
Cellular component (GO): Ssh1 translocon complex; membrane
Molecular function (GO): transmembrane protein transporter activity
Source: RefSeq, a predicted model, not a curated record
CGAAACUGGAACUCUUCCUGCCAUUCUUGCGACACUUGAGAGAAACCCAAUUUUCGUUAGACCAAAAAUGGAUGCUCUGGACUCUGUUUUCGAUCCCCUUAGAGAUUUCGCCAAAGACAGCGUUAGGCUUGUUAAGCGUUGCCACAAACCCGAUCGCAAAGAAUUCACCAAAGUUGCCACGCGUACUGCAAUUGGUUUCGUUGUGAUGGGAUUUGUAGGAUUUUUUGUCAAGUUGAUUUUUAUUCCUAUUAACAACAUCAUUGUUGGUGCUUCUUAACUGGCCGUGUGAAGGAGAAACUAAAUGGAGGUACGGAAGGAAGCAACACAUGACAGUUCCUCCUAAUUUAGUUUAAUUUGUAACCUGUUGCUUUUGGACCUCUGUGACAUCUUAUUCUGAACCUCCUCUGUGACAUCUUAUUCUGAACCUCCUUAUUCUUACUAAGUUAAUAGCGUUCAAAUUGCCUUCCUUA